Rotaria socialis is the source of this 543-nucleotide messenger RNA. The record is from the annotation of a GenBank genome assembly. NCBI's taxonomy places the organism in Eukaryota, Metazoa, Rotifera, Eurotatoria, Philodinida, Philodinidae.
AUGAAUUCUUCAAUGGACGGUAAUGUCAUCUUUAAACAUAAUCUAUCCUCAUCAGAAGAUAGUACAUCAGUAUCUACAUUUGCUGCGCCUACCAAAUCUCGUCGUGGUCGUAAACGUGUUACUGAUCCAAUAUUAGCUACACAAUUAAAACAUCAUCGUCGUUCACGUGCUAAUGAUCGUGAACGUACUCGAAUGCGUUUACUCAAUGAAGCUCUUGAACAUUUGCGUACAUUAUUACCAUUGGAAUCACCAGUUUAUUAUUCUUCAACUGAUUCAUCAACCAAUGGUCCUACUCUAGAAGAUAAAUUAACUAAAAUUGAAACACUUCGAACGGCUUCAGCAUAUAUUCGUUUAUUAACUGAUGUACUUGAAGAUAAUAAUAGUAAUACUUCAUCAUCAACAUCAAAUGCAUAUUCUUAUACUAUGCCAAAUACUCAACAACGACAACAGCAACAACAACAACAACAACAACAACAAGUAUAUCAACAUUCUUCUUAUUUUCCCUACACAUCAUCGUAUUCUUAUUAUAAUCCUUAUUGUUAA